GGAUUCGGUCACACCAUUUCCUCGAGCUCACUUCGUUCGCUGCGGAUUUUUUAUUAAUUUUUAACCGAGAUCCGCAAAUUGGCUCUUUUAGCCGGAAUUGCUUUAACAUAAAUUAGGCUGGUUAGGGUUUUUCAAAUUAAAUAUUUUUACCAAAAAUAAAAAAAAUAUUCAAACUUUAAAAUAUGGUGAAAGCCUAGCUGGAUGGAUACAUUCUUAAUCGGGAAAUUGAAAGAAAAACAGUGAAAAGUGUCGGCUUAAAUUGGCAAACAAAGUUGCUAACUGAAACGGCGAAAAAGAGUUAAAAAAAAAAAGAAAGGAAACCAAGUGGCAGUCUGUGCGGCGGCGUCCUUCGCAGGAGUGCGAGUUUUCCUGGCCCCGCGACAACGACGAGGGUGGAAAACUCAGGGAAAACGCGUGAAAAACCGAAACGAAAAUUGUGCGUGUGUGUGCAAAUAAUGUGAAUGUUAAAUUGGCAGGAAAAACUGCUACAUCUUCAGGUUUCUCCAUUCUCGAUUAAUAAUAAUUACAAGGAAUGUCCGAUCGGCGAUUUUUUGUGUUCGCACGGGAUGCGUAGCGGCAGCGGCGGCUCAAAAAUCCAGUUUCGGGCUGCAAGGCGUGUCAGGAUUGAAAUCGAACCACCACCACCACCAGCACCACCACCACCACCAACAACAACAACAACAACAACAACAUCAACAAAAAUAAAAACAAGAAGAGUGCAGUGGAGCGGCUGUUUUGAGUCAAAUUCGUUGCUUGUUGGCCCUUUCCUCGUUAUUCCUGUUUGACUUCAUUUCCACUGCUGAGCCGCUGCUGCACUUUCCCCAGCACAACACCAGCAACAACAACAACAAUAGCAGUCUCUUCAAAUCACCAGAAUUUCCUUCUUUUUUUUUCUCAAAAAGACAAAAUGUCGACGCGCUCGCAAUUAACCAAGGACCUCAACGAAAGCGUCAAGUCCAUACUGGGUCGCCACACCAAGAUACUCGUCAAGUAUAUGGUCAAAUUGGAGACGAAAGGCGACAAGACGGAGAAUCGUGUUCUGGUCUUUACGCCCGUGAGGGUAUAUCUGCUCAGUGCCAAGGUGCCCACCAAGAUCGAAUGCCAUUUCCACUACCUGGACAUUGUGGGAGUCGAGAGCAAGAAGCCCACCCAUUUCUCCAUUGUGACCAACGACAGGCCCUACUCGUUUGCCACCACCGGCGAUGCGGGCAGUUUCAGCUCGAACGCUGAUGUCAUUCUAACCGAUCUGGCCUCAGCCAUCAAGCAGAUUUUUCCAACAGUUCCUCUGAAAUAUAUAAUUCGAAAGAUCGAUAUCCAGCCGCCGGAGCGAGAGACCAUAUUCUCCGAGGAGUUCCGGCCAUCUGAUCCGCGCAAUGUGGGACCCUGCGGCGGAUUCAGUGCCCAGUAUGCCUGCAUGUGCGACUUCCAUGGCGUGCCCUACCGCGAGGAGGUGGCCUGGGAUGUGGACACCAUCUAUCUGUCGCACGACACCCGAGUGCUCAACCUGCGCGACUUUGACCACCUGGAGCCCAAAGACCUGAUGGCCAUCGUGUCCGCUUUGGAGUACAAUACAUUUUUUCGCGGUCUGAAGGCUGCCCACAUGCGACUGUCCCACGAGACCCUGGAACGCAUCCUGCACGUGCUCAAGCGUUCGAUGUGGCUGGAGGAGCUGCAUUUGGAGGCGCUAGGAUUAAGAUGGGAUUUCCUAAACAAGUUAUCGAUAUCUGUGAUAACGAAUAGCAAUCCCGCCAUUCGCACCAUUGAUCUGAGCCACAAUAUAAUUGAGGAUAAAGGAGCGAGCUCAUUGUGCGCCCUACUCGGAAAGAUUGUACAAGGUGCCAUCCAUUUGGCCGGACCCAUUGCCAAGGUGUCCAAGGGCCUGUGCAAGCUGGCCCUGGCCCACUGCGGCCUGACUUCGAAGGGAGUGAACCAGAUGUCCCACUCCCUGACGCUCAAUCAAAGUAUUUCCAACUCGCUCACGUAUCUAGACCUAAGUGGUAAUAGUCUCAAAGAUGAUAUAACCAAUCUGCACAACUUCCUGGCUCAACCCAAUGUGCUGGAGCACUUGGACCUGGCCUCGACUGACAUCACAUUGGAAAACUUGUUUGGAGCUCUUUUGCGCGGCUGUGCCACGCACCUGGCCCACCUCAACGUAUCGCACAACUCGUUUAGCACCAAAAAGGGCAAGGAGAUCCCGCCCUCGUUCAAGCAAUUCUUCACCAGCACCCUCAGCCUGAAGCACCUCAACAUUGCCGGCUGCAAGCUGCCCAUGGAAGCCCUAAAGAAUUUGCUGCUCGGCCUGGCCUGCAACGAAUCCACAGCUGGUCUUCAUCUAGAUCUCAGCGGCAACACGCUGGGCACCCAAGGCGCCCACGUGCUUGAGUCCUGCAUCCACGGAGUACGAGUGCUCCAAAGCCUGGACAUCAGCGACAACAACUUGGAUGCUGAACUGGCGCCCGUGCUGACGGCCAUCUCAAAGAACCCCUCAAUACGAACGCUAUACCUAACCCGCAACCUUACGGGCAUGAAGCCAAAGCACAUUCCACCCGUGAUGGACGCCCUGGUGAACCUCAUCCAAAAGGACGACUUCCCACUGGCCGAGCUGGUGCUGUCGGAGAACAAGCUCAAGCACGACCUGCACGACUUCAUCAACGCCCUCGGCAGCAACCAGAGCCUGCAGAAGCUGGACAUUAGUGGCAAUUACAUGGGCGAUGUGGGUGCCCGGCUGCUGGCCAAAGCCCUGCAGAUCAACAACCGGCUGCGGACCAUCUAUAUGGACAAGAAUGCGGUGACGCUGCAGGGAUAUGCAGACAUUGUGUAUGCCUUGGAGCACAACCACAGCAUGCGCACCAUCCCCUUCCCCGUGUUCGACAUCGCCCCGCAUCUGAAGAGUCAUCCGGACAAGACGGAUGCGGUGAUGCGGAAGAUGCAGGAGCUGCUGCAGCGCAACUGCAAUGGACUGAAGCGCACCAAUGGCCAGGGCUUCCGGCUGCAGCAUGGCUUCAUGCUGUCCUCCACGCACCAGCUGGUGGACAAGCUGGUGGCCGAGACGCAGGACACCAUCUCCCUGGCCAAGGGUGGCGGGGAUUCCGCCUCGGCGGUUCAGCGUCUCAUCACCGAUGCGGAGAACUGCAAGCAGCUGAUGCCCAAGCUGCAGGAGGCGGUCCGCAGCGACGCCCAUCCCAUCGAGAUGAAGCUGACCCGCGUGGCCAGUGAGCUGGGGUACACGAUCAAGAGCUAUCUGGAGGAGACGCUGGAGACGAUGAUGCGAACGGGCAUCGAGCAGUGUCCCAAGACCCUCGGCAACCAAAUAGUGGUGCAGGAUCUGCGAAAGGUCCUGGCCGAACGCCUGCUGGUGCCCGAAGACUUCCUCCAAAGCUGUUUGCUGAACAAUGCCGGCAGCGAGAUCAUGAACAAAGUUAGUGAAAUCGAACAAUCCCUGGCAGCUGCCAUCUCGGACCGGGCCACUGACGAAGUUUUGGAGGCUCUGACCCGCUAUCGCCGCGGCCUGGGCAUUGCUGAGUCGCCAUCGGUGCUGCUGGACGAGCCGCAAACGCCGGACAUUGUUCGCAGCCGCUCCAGUCAUGACGCGGAUGGUUUGAUCAUACGGCCGGGUGGACGAGGCUCUAUAUUGCCCAAACUGGGUCUGGAAUCGCCCACUAAAUUGGAAUAUCUGAACCUUGCCACUCCUCAUCUGGCCACCAAGCGACGCAGCGUUGCCCGGAAAGUGCGUCCCCAGUCUGUGGUAGAGAAUCUCAGCCUGGGUCACAUACCAGAUCUCCUGGACUCGCCCUCCUCCCACCGCUCCAGUUCUCAGCUGUCAACCCGAGCUGCUGCAGGCGCCGCUGCCGUGGCCGGUGCCACCAACAUGACCGACAGUAUCGCGGCCAUGGACGACGGAGGGGUAGACGAGUGCUGUGACUCCAUUACCGAGCUGCCCAGUGCUUCAUUCCAACUGCAGCACCUGGUCAAGGGGCGACCAAAGCGUGCCAAGACGCGUGCACCCACUCGGCCCCUGGUUAAUGCAGAGUGUGCCGGAGGCAGUCGGGAGAUUGGGGAGGGGCUGGAGCACUUCUUCCGGCCCGGAUCGGUCACACCCACUACGCUCACGCCUUUGGUGUCGCCAACGUCGGAGGAGUGCAGCUCACUGUCGUUUGUGGACAGUCCCACCAUGAGCCGGGAUGGAAACGGCCACAUGACCUCCGAGGAGACCACGCCUAUUCUGGAGGAGCGCCGGCCAAUCAAAUUGGAACGUCAGUCGCCCCUGCUCAAGAGUGCGUCCUGGGCCACAAGAUCUCGCUCCACCGACAAUUUGGAAAAAUAUUCUCCUCUGGUGGGACGCAAAUCACCGCUGGUUAAGAUGCGCACUGAAGGCGGGCCUGGCUCUGGUGCCGCAGGUGGUGGCGAGGAGACUGCCAUUCCCACAUCCAAUCUUUUAAAGGCCACUGCCCGCGAUGAUAAAAUGCGGUCGCCGAGCAGUGAUUCAAUUAAGAGUCAUGCCACAGGCGAAGGCAGCGUGAUUGUAAAGACGGGCAACGGCAUCCUGCGCACCCCGAUUGUGCUGCAGAAGCCACGACCCUGGUCGGUAGUCGGCAGCGAGCCGAAAGCCAGUGGGGAACUGGUCACAGGAAACGGAAAUGCUGAUUCCACAAAGACCACACCAGACAACCUGGAAGAAGAUGAAGUCGAGGUGGUGGCUUUUGGGGCAAGCAGCGGUGGCUCCAUAGUUGGCAUCACGCCUGGCAUAGCCUUAACCACCAGUACCAGUGGAGGUGGCAGCAUUGUGGGCAUCACACCAGGGGCUGCCCUGGAGAAGAAGUCUGUCCGCGAACUGGCCGCUGGACUCAACCGACUGGAACUUCCCCUCAAGCCGCCUGUUAUGCCCAGAACCCUCUUGAAUGCAGCAAAUGCGCGCACGAGCAGCACCUCCACCACCUCCACGAGCUCUUCCAAUGGAGGAGGGACUUCUUCGACAACAACCAGUACGUCUUCGACAGUAUUAAACACCCAGAACCAGACCCGUUCGCAAGUUGUGACAACGACCAGCAGCGAGUCCACUACGGAGCAGACCACCAGCAGCACUAGUAGCACCAGCAGCAGCAGCUCCUCGACUCGGCAGGAGCAGCGGCAUGCCAUGGCCUGUGCCAGUCUAAUCAGCAACGAAAUCCUGAGCAUGCGAAACGGCCAAUUGGCUGGAAAGUCGGGCAGUUGUGCGGAAAGUGGAGGCGUUAAGCGGAUAGCCGGCAAGGAGAUAUCCACACUUUUCGAGGAGACAUUAGUUGAAGAGCUGCAGCAGAGCAUGGCGAACCGACGCAUGUUUAGAGACUCGGCCUACACCAAGGAGGAUGUCGUUGAUUUAUAAGUGUUCUAGUUAUAUGCUCAACAUUCCCUCACACCGAACCCCCAGACCCAGAUCCGCCUGACCUGCCACAGAUGAUUGCGUGAUUGAUCGCCGGGGCUUGGAGAUGAUAAUGAUAAUGUUUAAGUGAUUUAGGCGAUGGCAAUGAAUGGAUAGAUGGAGGAUAGAUGGAUAGAUGCAACUUAUUCGUACUGAACCAUUAAUUUAUGUGCAAUGGCGCGUGUGUAUUGUUUUCAUUUGGCAAUUUUGAAUGAACGUGAUUUAUUUAUUGAUAUAUAACCUAAUACUUUUAUCCAAAUUUACCUUUGCAUAUUUAUAAAGAUGUUUUGUGUACUAUAUUUUAUAUUUUUAUGUAUUUUAAAUGAGUUAAGUGCCAAUAAUAUACAGAAUUAACAGAAGUCUAUUUUUAGCGUGUCCUAUACACCAACUUCAAUGAAACUAACGAAGAUAACGCAAUGAAUAUGAUAUAUACA
This is a messenger RNA of Drosophila bipectinata, 5832 nucleotides long. RefSeq names its product Leucine-rich repeat (gene LRR). Lineage: Eukaryota; Metazoa; Arthropoda; Insecta; Diptera; Drosophilidae. The record is from RefSeq and is a predicted model, not a curated record. Gene Ontology annotation, biological process: regulation of Arp2/3 complex-mediated actin nucleation; cell migration. Gene Ontology annotation, molecular function: protein binding. Gene Ontology annotation, cellular component: lamellipodium; plasma membrane.